Molecule: messenger RNA, 1553 nt
Organism: Doryrhamphus excisus (bluestripe pipefish)
Lineage: Eukaryota; Metazoa; Chordata; Actinopteri; Syngnathiformes; Syngnathidae
Gene: rae1
Product: ribonucleic acid export 1
Molecular function (GO): protein binding
Source: RefSeq, a predicted model, not a curated record
CUGCAAAGCGCAUCGUCUUCCUGGUGCCUCCUACGUCACUAAACCGCGACGCACCGCAAAACAGCGCCACAUUUUGGGUUGCGCCGAAUAAUUUCGACAUAUACAGAUCAGUGCAGCCGUCGAUUCGGAGAUUACCAAAUACACGGCAUAGAUCAGGAAUUACAGUAAUGCACCAUGAGCCUAUUUGGCACAAACUCCGGGUUUGGAACAACGGGCACUAGUGUGUUUGGAAGCACAACGGCUGAUACACAUAAUCCCAUGAAGGAUGUUGAAGUGACCUCCCCGCCAGAUGAUAGCAUCAGCUGCCUGGCUUUCAGCCCACCCACCAUGCCAGGAAACUUUCUCAUCGGAGGAUCCUGGGCUAAUGAUGUCCGAUGCUGGGAAGUACAGGACAAUGGCCAAACGGUGCCCAAAGCCCAACAGAUGCACACGGGUCCUGUGUUAGAUGCCUGCUGGAGUGAUGAUGGGAGUAAAGUGUUUACUGCGUCAUGUGACAAGACAGCCAAGAUGUGGGAUCUCAACAGUAAUCAAGCAAUGCAGAUUGCACAGCAUGAUGGCCCAAUCAAAUCAAUUCACUGGAUAAAAGCCCCCAACUACAGCUGUGUCAUGACGGGUAGCUGGGACAAAACACUGAAGUUCUGGGACACCCGCUCCCCAAAUCCUAUGAUGUCUCUGCAGAUGCCAGAGAGGUGUUAUUGUGCAGAUGUUGUGUACCCCAUGGCAGUCGUGGCCACAGCUGAGCGAGGUCUCAUCGUGUACCAGUUGGAGAACCAGCCGUCUGAAUUUCGCAGACUUGAAUCCCCUCUUAAACAUCAGCACCGCUGUGUGGCCAUAUUCAAGGACAAGCAGAACAAGCCAACUGGAUUUGCACUGGGAAGCAUUGAGGGUCGUGUCGCCAUCCACUAUAUCAACCCCCCAAACCCAGCCAAAGAUAACUUCACCUUCAAGUGCCACAGGUCUAACGGGACAAACACAGCCACUCCACAGGACAUCUAUGCCGUCAACGCCAUCUCCUUCCAUCCUGUUCACGGAACUUUGGCAACCGUAGGCUCAGACGGACGCUUCAGCUUUUGGGACAAAGACGCCCGCACCAAGUUGAAGACAUCGGAGCAGCUUGAUCAGCCCAUUACAGCCUGCUGCUUCAACCACAAUGGCAACAUCUUUGCAUAUGCUUCCAGCUACGACUGGUCCAAGGGCCAUGAGUACUACAACCCCCAGAAGAAGAACUACAUCUUCUUGAGGAACGCCGCAGAGGAGCUGAAGCCUCGGAACAAGAAAUGAUUAUCCGUGCCAAGUCGCAUCUGGCGUGGGAAACCGUGGACGACCAGGUGCUUUAGUGUACGUAUACGCUCAAGAGAGACUCCUUCCUUUCAACAAACGCCUGGACCAGCUGCUGUGAGGCUGCAUCCUGUGUACGGACCAAUCAGAAACCUACCCAACCCGGCACCGCUGACAGCUGCUUGAUAACCGGUCAUGUAUGUUACCACACACAUGGAGGGUUUGUUAUUCAUUUAGAUCGGGGGGGGGUGGGGUUCUUCUGUGUCCUUAUGUUU